Messenger RNA from Dacryopinax primogenitus, 1340 nucleotides. RefSeq names its product WD40 repeat-like protein. Bases 1 to 1287 code for a protein of 428 amino acids. The record is from RefSeq and is a predicted model, not a curated record. Gene Ontology annotation, molecular function: protein binding. The transcript is spliced from 4 exons. NCBI's taxonomy places the organism in Eukaryota, Fungi, Basidiomycota, Dacrymycetes, Dacrymycetales, Dacrymycetaceae. Gene Ontology annotation, cellular component: nucleus.
AUGGGCAGCAAGUCCCUUCUGCGGUAUGAUGCUCCCUGGCCAAUCUUCACUCUAGACUGGUGCAACUCCUCUGGCGCUUACCCUUCUACAAAGGCCUCCCAGACUCACAGACUCGCUCUCGGCUCCUUCCUCGAAAGCUCACACAAUGCUCUCCAAAUCAUCGGCGCAGCCAGUGACACGCUCGACGACUACUACCCGCCUUCCUCUUCCUCAGAGUACUUCCAGCAACAGGACUUUGUCCUCCUCGCAGAGACGCAGCAUGGAUAUCCAGCGACGAAGCUGCUCUGGGAACCGGCAGGGGCGAACGGGCAUGCGUGGAAGUUCAAGCCGAGGUUAGAGGCGGAGCUCCUUGCUACCAGUGGCGAGGUUCUCAAGAUCUGGGAAUAUGAUGCUCAGGGAGGGGGGAGAAGGCCUGCAGCGGGGUACGUCGGUCGUGGGGCUUCAGGUGUCCCCGGGAGCCUGAGGGAGGUGCAGAAGUGCUCUAGCGCUAAAGGAAACAACGUCCCCGCGCCCCUUACAAGCUUUGCGUGGAACGCCAUUUCCCCCUCGCUGAUUGUCACCUCGUCAAUAGACACGACCUGCACCGUCUGGGACAUCACAUCCAACAGUGCGAUCACGCAGCUGAUAGCGCACGACAAAGACGUGUACGACGUUGCCUGGCUCCCGCAUUCCACGGACAGCUUUGUGAGCGUCGGUGCUGACGGUAGUCUCCGGGCGUUCGACCUCCGGAGUUUGGAACACAGUACGAUCCUGUACGAGUCACCGCCCCGCGAGCAAUCUCGAGGAUCGGACGAGAUGGUAGUCACACCCGCUACGCUGACCGGGGCGAGCUCAGGCCGGUCUGCGCCGCCGUUAGCGAGGGUUCAGUUCUCUCCUACGGAUAGCAACUAUAUCGCUAUGUUCCAUCUGGAGAGUAAUAAGGUUACCAUCAUCGAUAUGCGUACUCCUGGCCGGCCGUUGGCGGAACUGGUCGCCCAUGGGGGGAACGUGAACGCGAUCGGGUGGGGGCAGUGUGAGGCUAUGAUCGCCAGUGCUGGGGACGACCACCAGCUCCUCCUCUGGGACCUCUCAUCCAGCGUCAUGUCCCCACACCGUGUCGCCCCUACAGACAUAACCAAUCUUCCCCCUCCCGGAGAAGUGCGCGACCCCGUACUAGCGUACACUGCUCCGGGGGAGAUCAACAGCCUGGCGUGGAGCUACCCAAUGGUAGGCGGUGUGUGGGGCCAGACGCCCGUCGAGUGGGUCGCUGUUACGGAAGGGAGGAGUGUGAGGGCGCUCAGGGUAUGAUUGACUGGGAGAGGUGUGGGAUUAGCUGUACGAAUGAUAUCUUUUGUUGAUUU